UCUGGCUUAAAAAUUUUCAGUGGUACAUGGAAUAUCUUUUGAAUAAAGCUCCAAAUCCUAAUGAUGACCAAGAAGUCCUUUCCUGAUUGUCUCCUGUGUCUCUAUCCUCAAUUUCUACUACUCUCUCCACUUGGGCCACAUUUGAUUUCCAUUCUAAUCAGCAAAUACAUCUUGUUCUUCCCUGACUCAUAGUUUGAUGCCUUGGCUUGGAUUCUCUAAUCAGUAUCUCAGUCACAAGCCUACAACCGAAACAUUUUUUAGAUAGGGCACAGGACAGGCUAAGCAACUUGUUGAAGGUCACAGUGCUACUAACUCUAUUACUGCAAAACAUACUUAGAACUCAAUGUGGUGCCUGACAGAUAGAUGGCGGUCAAUAAACAAUGGUAGAAUAAAAGAAUACAUUUAGCACUCUUUAAAUAAUUUAACAUUAUUUUAUUUUAACAUUAAAAACAUGCGUGUAUCUGUACAUCACAUUUAUAAUAGAAAUAAAUUGUUUAAAUUUCAAUAAAGGUUAAGAUUAUUAAUGCUUUAGGGAAGUCAUUUUUUAAAAAUCGGUCGUGGGGCUUGAACUCAGGGCAGGGUCUCUGAGCUUUUCAGCUCCAAUUCCAAAGUUGUUUUUUUUAAGCAUACACACAAGAGUGAAGGUUAUCUUUAGAACUCGUUCACAAUCCUAGGAAGAUAACAAUGGUACUGUGAUUUGUCCUUGCGCGAGUUUACAAUGAACCUGUAAUCGAAGGUGUCGCUCAAACACAAGUUUGAUACACUCCGCUUUCCGUCGUCCAGCUCGUCCUGCCGCAGGGGCUUCUGGGGGUGGUAGUUCCCUGGUCGGCCAGCUCCGGUGACUGUGCUCGCGCGCGCUCCACCACAGAACUACUGAGAGCGGCGCGCAGGUGGCCGAGGUCUUCCGUCUCCCUUUCCCUCUCCGCCGGCGCGCCCGCCCUAGUUAUCAUGGCGGCUCCCUUGGCCCUGGUGCUGGUGGUGGCCGUGACUGUACGGGCAGCCUUGUUUCGCUCCAGUCUGGCCGAGUUCAUUUCCGAGCGGGUGGAGGUGGUGUCCCCGCUGAGCUCCUGGAAGAGAGUGGUUGAAGGCCUUUCACUGUUGGACUUGGGAGUGUCUCCGUAUUCUGGAGCAGUAUUUCAUGAAACUCCACUAAUAAUAUACCUCUUUCAUUUCCUAAUUGACUACGCUGAAUUGGUAUUUAUGAUAGCUGAUGCACUUACUGCUGUUGCCCUGUAUUUUGCAAUCCAGGACUUCAAUAAAGUUGUGUUUAAAAAGCAGAAACUCCUCCUUGAACUCGACCAGUAUGCCCCAGAUGUGGCUGAACUCAUCCGCACUCCUGUGGAAAUGCGGUACAUCCCUCUGAAAGUGGCCCUGUUCUAUCUCUUAAAUCCUUACACGGUCUUGUCUUGUGUUGCAAAAUCUACCUGCGCCAUCAACAACACCCUCAUUGCUUUCUUCAUUUUGACUACGAUAAAAGGCAGUGCUUUCCUCAGUGCGAUUUUUCUCGCCAUAGCAACAUACCAGUCUCUGUACCCAGUCACCUUGUUUGUGCCAGGACUCCUCUAUCUCCUCCAGCGGCAGUACAUACCUGUGAAAGUGAAGAGCAAAGCCUUCUGGAUCUUCUCUUGGGAGUAUGCCAUGAUGUAUGUGGGAAGCCUAGUGGUAAUUGUUUGCCUCUCCUUCUUCCUUCUCAGCUCCUGGGAUUUUAUCCCUGCAGUCUACGGCUUCAUACUUUCUGUUCCAGAUCUCACUCCAAACAUUGGUCUCUUCUGGUACUUCUUUGCAGAGAUGUUUGAGCACUUCAGCCUCUUCUUUGUCUGCGUAUUUCAGAUCAACGUCUUCUUCUACACUGUCCCCUUAGCCAUCAAGCUAAAGGAGCACCCCAUCUUCUUCAUGUUCAUCCAGAUUGCCAUCAUCUCCAUCUUCAAGUCCUAUCCAACAGUGGGGGAUGUGGCCCUCUACAUGGCUUUCUUCCCCGUGUGGAACCAUCUCUACAGAUUCCUGCGGAAUAUCUUUGUCCUCGCCUGCAUCAUCAUCGUCUGCUCCCUGCUCUUCCCUGUCCUGUGGCACCUUUGGAUUUAUGCAGGAAGUGCCAACUCUAACUUCUUUUAUGCCAUCACACUGACCUUCAACGUUGGGCAGAUCCUGCUCAUAUCUGACUACUUCUACGCCUUCCUGCGGCGGGAGUACUACCUCACACACGGCCUCUACUUGACUGCCAAGGACGGCACGGAGGCCAUGCUUGUGCUCAAAUAGACCUGGCUGGCACAGGGCUGUACAGACCUCAGAGGGGACAGACCAGAGGCUGGGCCAAGACUCCCCCAUCCGGAGUUGCCAGCAGGCAAGACCUCAGGCAGAAGAGGUUCAAGUCCAGGGUCACAAAUCUCUAGAACCAAAGGGCAUCCUUGCUGGGAGCAAGGCCCAUGGGGAGCACCUCUGAGCACCCUUGGACCCUCACUUUGUGGCCUGCACACCGAGGAAUCCCCUUCCAGGCAGGAGGGGCGAGCAGGUGAGCAAGGCUUAAUAGGUUAUGGCUUCUUAAUAAAUUUUUUGUUAUGAAGA
Perognathus longimembris pacificus (Pacific pocket mouse) is the source of this 2562-nucleotide messenger RNA. It is a transcript of the gene Pigu, whose product is annotated as phosphatidylinositol glycan anchor biosynthesis class U. Gene Ontology annotation, biological process: protein localization to cell surface; attachment of GPI anchor to protein. The transcript has 12 exons. Gene Ontology annotation, cellular component: membrane; GPI-anchor transamidase complex. The coding region runs from base 949 to 2256 and encodes 435 amino acids. Lineage: Eukaryota; Metazoa; Chordata; Mammalia; Rodentia; Heteromyidae. The record is from RefSeq and is a predicted model, not a curated record.